Messenger RNA from Anopheles coustani, 1251 nucleotides. Its product is annotated as thyrotropin-releasing hormone receptor-like. Gene Ontology annotation, cellular component: plasma membrane. Gene Ontology annotation, molecular function: G protein-coupled receptor activity. NCBI's taxonomy places the organism in Eukaryota, Metazoa, Arthropoda, Insecta, Diptera, Culicidae. Gene Ontology annotation, biological process: G protein-coupled receptor signaling pathway. The transcript has 7 exons. The record is from RefSeq and is a predicted model, not a curated record. Bases 1 to 1251 code for a protein of 416 amino acids.
AUGGCCGAGACGGCGGUCGGGCUGGCCGGUUCCAACCUAACCGCGACCGAGGUGGUUCUCGAGAAGAUCGGCGACUUCCUGAACUUCUACUACGUGCCGGCGCUCGUGCUGUUCGGUACCAUCGGCAACAUCCUCUCGGUGCUGGUGUUCUUCAAGACCAAGCUGCGGAAGCUAUCCUCGUCCUACUAUCUGGCCGCGCUCGGUCUCAGCGAUACGGUGUACCUGUUCGGACUGUUCGUCACCUGGCUGGACUUCUUCCAGGUGCACAUCUACACGCGCGAACCGUACUGUCAGCUGUUCACGUACAUGAGCGGCGUCAGCAGCUUCCUGUCCGUCUGGUACGUCGUGGCCUUCACCUUCGAGCGCUUCAUCGUCGUGCGGUAUCCGCUCAAGCGCCAGAGCUGGUGCACGGUGCGCCGGGCCAAAACCAUUAUCGCCUGCCUCACGAUGUUCGGCAGCGUGCUGUGCGUGCCGUACAUCUUCUACGCCGGGACGCAGCUCUCCGAGCGCAACAAUCUGAUCAUCUGCGACUUGCGGAAGGAGUACAAGGCCCAAAUGGAGAUUUUCAAUUACAUCGAUACGGUGAUAGUAUUCGUAGUGCCAUUCACGAUAAUCGUCGUUCUCAACUCGGUCACCAGCUUCACCGUGUGGCGCUUUGCCGGAUUGCGCCGUAAUAUGACGCUGCCCAAGAGAAAACCGUCGAAUUUAGAAAUCCGCCGGCAGAUGAGCUUCCAGUACUUCUCGACCCAUCCGAACGGUCGCAACGGUAUACUGAGGCGCCCCAGCAUGAGAGAGAACCGGAUGCUGCAUUCCCAGAUGAAGGUGACCAAAAUGCUGCUCCUGGUGUCCUCGGUGUUUGUGUGUCUCAACCUGCCGAGUUACGUGAUGCGGGUCCGUGCAUUCGUGGAGACCCAGCCUUCCUAUCACUUGAUACUGCUGCAGUACUAUUUUUACAUAUUUUUCAUCACCAACUUCGGCAUCAACUUUAUCCUGUACUGUAUCAGUGGGCAAAAUUUUCGGAAAGCUGUGAUAGAAAUGUUUCGAAGGCAACGACAGAAUCGAGUAAACCAGGAGGCGAUCAGUGGCUGCGGUACUCAAUCAGAACUUCUUCGAGCUUACGGCAACCUAGCGCUGAGACGACCGAGCACGCCGAUGUUGUCAACCACAACAACCACCACAACGAAUCGCACGGCCGAAACACUCCUGUGGAAAGAGUACGCCGACUCGCCGCCAGUUAUGAAUUUACCCUGA